Botrytis byssoidea is the source of this 1725-nucleotide messenger RNA. RefSeq lists its product as uncharacterized. Bases 1 to 1725 code for a protein of 574 amino acids. The record is from RefSeq and is a predicted model, not a curated record. The transcript has a single exon. Lineage: Eukaryota; Fungi; Ascomycota; Leotiomycetes; Helotiales; Sclerotiniaceae.
AUGAAUAAUCAAGGCAUUACUCCUGCAUCUUCCUCUACCAUGGCACCUUCUACGUCCAACAAUUCCUCCAAUGUCCAGGUUCCACCAUCCGGUGGUCAUCCGAUGCAUUCCAAGCCUACCCUCAAAAAUUCUGCAGAAAGAGAGAUGGGUAUCGUCAGGGCUGACUCGGGAAUCGGAAUCACACCGAAUACCAACAACACAAUUUCAAACCCCGUUCAACUCGAAAGCCAAUCUAGUGCCAUCCCAAAAGGAGACCUUAUCGACACUCUCCCUACCGAUGCUUCUGGAGCCACACCCACCGGUGACGCAAAUAUACCCAUCGUACUCGCAAAACUCGAUCACCUCAGUACUUAUCUUCGCGCCAUUCUUACACGGAUUCCAAGUACUCCCACAGCUGAUCUCGAUGAUCCCAUCUCCACUGGCGAGCUCUCUCCAGAGGAACAGAUCCGAUAUACCUCUGAAGCUACAAUCGCAGAGGCUGUGAGCGGCCACAUUUCAAAAGUAGAUCAAAUCAUCGAGCAAAUGAGCAUUAUCGAUCAUAUUACACGUGUCAUGUCGUCAUCUCUUGAUGAAGUUCUUUCCAAAUAUCCUGUUAUUCCAGAAAGUAAUAUGGGAAAGGGAAAAGGACAAGGAAAAGAGGAUGAUGAUGAAGAUGAAGAUGAAGAUGAAAAGAAAGUAGAUGAAAAGGAAGUAGAUGAAAAUGAAAAAGAAGAACAAACUCCCAUCCAACCCACCAUCUCUCCCAAGUCACCCACCGCCUCCCAUCCUCCCUCUUCUCCAUCCGCAGAACACAUCGAGCACGGCACGCCAAGAUUCCAAUCGAACGAUCAAGACUUACCCGGUAAAAAAAUAAUUCUUCGACCAAUAUCCUAUUUGGAAAAACUAAGUCGCACAACCCGUCGCAUGAGAAAAUGGAAUGGAAAGAAACCACAAACUGACACCCCUCCCGCCCCGCCCCGCGCCCGUCUUCCCCGCGCUCUCUCAUUCGUACAACGCAUUCGGGACCGCGCGCUAAGCUUGCGACCGAUCUCGAGACGCCCAUAUCCACAGGAAUCAAGUUUUACAAGUAAUUCAUCAAUACUCUUCUCGACAUAUCUGUACCACCAAAUCCUUCGUACGAGAGCAAGAAAUCGAAAUACAGAGUCCCGCAUCGGCGCACCCCCGCAAGAAGAAGUACCCCCGCAAGAAGAAGUACCCCCAACAGACGAAGCAUCCCCAACAGAAGAAGCAAUCCCCAUCCUCGCAGGUCCAUCCAACGCGCCCUCGAUGACCCGACCGGUGGCAUCCAGACCCUGGAUAAAGUUACGCAAAGCCGAACCCGCGGAAGAAGAUGCAUCUGGAGAAUCUACAAUGGUGAUAGUUACGGGAGAAGAAGAAGGAGAAGAAGAAGGAGAAGAAGAAGGAGAAGAAGAAGGAGAAGAAGAAGGAGAAGAAGAAGGAGAAGAUGAAGGAGAAGAAGAAGGAGGAGGAGGGGAGAAAAAACCUAAAUUGAUCGUCACGCAAAUGAUGGUUUUUCCGCCGGGCCAGUCGUUGCAGAGUGUUUUGGAUAGUGUUCGUGCGGGGGAGAGGGAGAGGGAAAUGGAGAAGGAGAAGGAAAGGGAGAAGGAAGAAGAGAAGGAGAAGGAAGAAGAGAAGGAGAAGGAAGAAGAGAAGGAGAAGCAGAAAGGCAAGGGAAAGGGAAAGCAGAGACAGCAAAGCCCGAACGGAACCGCCUCUGAAAACUGA